Molecule: messenger RNA, 4595 nt
Organism: Micropterus dolomieu (smallmouth bass)
Lineage: Eukaryota; Metazoa; Chordata; Actinopteri; Centrarchiformes; Centrarchidae
Product: vomeronasal type-2 receptor 1
Exons: 14
Coding region: 689-3901 (1070 amino acids)
Biological process (GO): G protein-coupled receptor signaling pathway
Cellular component (GO): membrane
Molecular function (GO): G protein-coupled receptor activity; olfactory receptor activity
Source: RefSeq, a predicted model, not a curated record
GUUGAGGGGAAUUCCCUUUUUUUCCUUUUAACCACGUGCCUCGUUGAAAUGAGUACAGUAGCGUUUUGGUAAAUUUCUGUCAUGGCCUAAUAGAUUUCUCGCAGAGCUCAUCAGUAUCGGAUAUCUCUCGUGGCUGAGACAGAUCACAAGGGCACAGUCACACACUCGCGCAUACACUGAAGCCUUUAAUUUGUCAUCAGCUACUAUUCAAGAAAUACAUGAGAAUAUCCAACUCCUUUUUAAGAUGCCUUCUGUGUGACAACUUCCCUUUAGUAUAAUUCUAUGUAAUAAUAGCGACGUACAACUAACAACCAAAUUGUUGAAAGAAGUUUAGACUGUAAUUUGAUUUUAAUAAGAGCCUAUAAGUGCGCAGUCGGCCCAACCAGCACUGGUCCCUUCGUGUGGCGGGAGGUUCAGGUGUGUGUUUCUCCCCGCUGACUGAGAGACAAGAGCAGACAAGUUCAGUCACCCAUCAACACACCUCAGACCCGCACUCAGGGGACAAGGCACGAUUUGGGAACAGUAGCCAUGCCGCAAUGUUGCGUAAAUACUAUACAAGUCACCACACGCAGCUGCCAAUUAACUCCUGGCCUGUGGCAGAAUUAUCCCUUGCAGCUGACCUGCGUGCAGACUAAUAAACUGAUGUAUUUACAGGAGAAAAGAGAGCGCCAGAACAGAGGGAAACCAAAUGAAAUUAUGGGAUGUUUCUUCGAAUUUAUUUGACAUAGAAGUGUUUGUUGGUGCAUACUUUGUGCUCUUGGAGGGAGACAAAACCAGUGUAACCAUGGUGUUGAACCACACUUACACCAUUAAUGAGAGAAUUAUGCUAUGGUAUUUACUAAAAAUAAACAAAAUCCUUCUUGUCUAUGUUUCACAUGGCAUAAAGAUCAGUAGGCUAUGCCCUGCUCUUCAUUUUGCACAGUUGAAUCUGUUCUCAGGUUGCCUCGUGCUGCACAUCUCCCUUGAGGGUAUAUUAGACACCUGUCACACUUUGCUGUUGCCUUUCCUCGUCUGCCACAGCGAGAGCUCUCCCGUCUCCUUUCUGCGUCUACAUAGCAUGGAAAUCGGUCGUUUUUUGCUUGUGCUAUGUGCUUUCUUCUAUUUUGACAGAUCUGUUUCAGCAGAGUCCACAUGCAAGCUGAAGGCCAAGUUCAACCUGAGCGGCUACAAGAAUGUAGAGAAGAAGAAGGUCGUUGUUGGCGGGAUGUUUCCUGUUCACAACCGUGUCGCUUCCACUGAUGGCAAUACUUCAAGGGUGCCCGUCUCCUCGGGUUGUGAGGGGUUUAACUUCCGUACCUUCCGCUGGACCCAGACCAUGCUGUUUGCCAUCAACGAAAUUAACAAGAGGAACGACCUGCUGCCCAACACCGACCUGGGCUAUGUCAUCUAUGACUCCUGUUUCACCAUCUCCAAGGCUGUGGAGGGCACCCUCACCUACCUGACGGGCCAAGACGAGGCCGUACCCAACUACCGCUGCGGGACAGGGCCUCCUCUGGCUGCUCUAGUGGGUGCUGGGGGCUCCGAUCUGUCCAUUGCCACUGCGCGGAUUCUUGGACUUUAUCACUUCCCACAGGUCAGCUAUUGUUCAACUUGCUCCGCCCUGGAAAGCAAGUUCCAGUUCCCCACCUUCCUGAGGACCAUUCCCAAUGACAAGCACCAGUCUACAGCUAUGGCUCAGCUGGUGCUACACUUUGGCUGGACCUGGGUGGGCACCCUGGCUGCCAAUGACGAUUACGGCAAGUAUGGCAUCAAAAGCUUCAAGGAGCAGGUGGAGGAAGCUGGCGUCUGCAUCUCAUUCUCGGAGACGCUGCCCAAGGUGAGUUCCCCAAAGGACAUCCAGCGUAUCGUUCAAACUGUAGUUGAGUCCACGGCCAAGAUCAUUGUGGUCUUCUCAUCAGACGUGGACCUCAGUCCUCUUAUCUAUGAGCUGCUCAGGCACAAUGUGACCAACCGCACCUGGAUCGCCAGCGAGGCCUGGGUCACCUCCAGUCUCAUCAACCAGCCUGGGGUGAGCUCACUUCUGGGUGGCACCCUGGGCUUUGGGGUAAAAAGAGCCACCAUUCCUGGUCUUCAGCGCCAUCUACUGGAUCUAGACCCCUAUGAUGACCCACUCACUGAGGAAUUCUGGGAGACGGUGUUUAACUGCACAUUGGACUAUGGCAAAGCUUUGAGGCAGGCCAAACUGACGGCCAAGGAGGUUAACGGCACGCUCUCCAGGGCAGUCAAGGGGGUCCCUGAUGGGCUGUGUAGAGGAACUGAGUCUCUGGCACAGCUCAAUAACACCUACUCUGAUGUCUCCCAGUUACGAAUCACUUACAGUGUGUACAAAGCUGUGUACGCUGUGGCCCACGCCUUGCACAACCUGGAGCACUGUAAGCAGGGACAGGGGCCAUUCAACGGGAAAGACUGUGCUGACAUAACAAACUUUGAGCCAUGGCAGCUAAUGUACUACAUGAAGAACGUGCGUUUCAAAGUGCCGCACACGGGCGAAGAGAUCUACUUUGAUGAAGGGGAUGUAGAGGGCUUCUAUGACAUUUUAAACUGGCAGUUCAAUAGUAACGGGGAGAUAUCCUACAUCACUGUGGGACACUACAAUGGCUCGGCAGCCCCAGAAGACAGGAUGAAAUUAAUGAAUGACUCCAUUGUGUGGAACAAUGAAGUGUUGGAGCCUCCUCGGUCAGUGUGCAGUGAGAACUGCCAGCCGGGCACCAGGAAGGGGAUCCGGCAGGGAGAGCCAGUCUGCUGCUUUGACUGUAUCCCGUGUGCCGAUGGAGAGAUCAGCAACACAACUAAUGCUCGCGAAUGUAUCCUGUGCAGUGAAGACGACUGGUCCAAUGAUGCUCAUGAUACCUGUGUACCAAAAAUCAUUGAGUUCUUGGCCUUUGGAGAGCCACUGGGGAUCACUCUCAUCAUCAUCUCAGCCAUCGGAGCUCUGCUCACCAUUGCUGUUGCGGUGGUGUUUGUUGUGCACAUUGGCACCCCUCUGGUGAAAGCCAAUGAUGCUCUGUUGAGUUUCUCGCUGCUCUUCUCACUGCUGGUGACCUUCCUCAGCUCCAUCGUCUUCCUUGGAGAGCCUCAGAACUGGAGCUGCAUGACCAGCCAAGUAGCCCUGGCACUGGGCUUUGCUCUCUGCCUUUCCUCUAUCAUGGGUAAGGCUGCAGUGUUGAUGAUGAGAGCUCAGGCUCUGAAAGCAGCCCGUGUCAGAAACAAAGCAGCUGCUAAAGCUGCAAAGGCUGCAGCUGAAGCAGCAGCUAGCAGCGGCAACCCUGAUGUCAUUGUAACCAACAUAAAUAACAACAAUGACGCCACUGUUUGUGAAGUUGACAUGCUCACGUGUGCACACCAGAGGGCGAUAGCUGCUGCUGCAACAUUAAUACAGGCUAUAGCGUGCACAGUGUGGCUCAUCAUCAUUCCUCCGCACCCAUUCAAGAACACCUCUGCACAGAAUAUUAAGAUUAUCCUUGAGUGUGAUGAAGGCUCUGUGGUUUUCAUCUGUUGUAUCUUUGGCUAUGACAUCCUGCUGGCUCUUCUGGCCUUCAUCUUUGCCUUCAUAGCCCGCAAACUGGAGGACCACUUAAGUGAGGCGAAGUGUGUGACCUUCGGCAUGCUGGUCUUCUUCAUCGUGUGGAUCUCCUUUGUCCCGGCUUACCUCAGCACACGUGGCAAGUUCAUGGUUGCCGUCCAGAUUUUUGCCAUCCUGGCUUCCAGCUUUGGCCUGCUGACCUGCAUCUUCCUGCCCAAGUGUUACGUCCUUUUGGUCAAACCUGAACGCAACACAGAGGAGAUGAUGAGGCCCCGCGCCAAACUGCGGGAUGGGACCUCGACUGGGACCUCAGCCUCAUUCACUACAGCUGCUACUGACAUCAAUAAUACGAUUGCAUCCACUGCUAUUGAUGAUUAGUGGAGCAGUCCUAAGAACUAAAUCCAUCCACAAUACUGAAACCAUAAAAUAAUGUAGAUGGCAGAUGUGCCUCUGCUAUAUUGGGCUACUGGUCCAGUUGAUUAGGAUUCCUAGUCUUGCUAUUCACAUUUAUUUUAUAAUCACCUUGUUUGGUCUAUAAAUAAUAGACAGGCGAUUUCUGUAUAUUAUUUACAAAAUAUUUUUAUUUACACUGAUCAAAUGUGUGUCAAGUUAAGUGUACCUUCAGAUGCAUUAGAGCUGAUUGCAAUAAGCAAAUACAUGAGGGAAGAAAUCUGCUACCUCUUUUUUUGAUUACUAAAUGUCUCAAAAAUGCAUUUUCAAAAACAUUACUAUUUCAGAAAAUAAAACUGGUGAUCUUUUGACUUUACCCACUUUACUAGAUGUAUGUAAGUCCUGCUAACAGAUAUUUAAACAAGGUCAGACGCUGCUGUUGUUUCAGUUGUGGUAGUGGAAUUAAAAUUAAGGCAACAUUUACCUCAGAUUUUGUCCUGUUGUAUAUCUAGUGGCAAAUCAAUUUCAAACACAUCUGGCAAUUUUUUAAAUUCAAGCCCAUUAGCUGAUGUUGUUCCAAUCAAAAUGUUUACACUAACAUCUCAAUGUGAUACAAAUUAAUGCAACUCCGUUAGCAUAAUACAUUUCCUCAAAAUAUAAUAAAUGUUAUUUUCAGUCACUA